AUGGUGGAAUUCGACUCGAUAACCCCGGCGAUGCCGCCGCCACCGGGGCAGUCAUCCAAUUUCGUGGACCCUGCGUACAUUGGCACGAAAUUCCUGGUGGUUAAUUGUGUGUUCCUGCCGAUAUCCGCCAUCGCACUGUUCGUGCGCACAUGGACUCGCCUUUUCAUUGUGCAUAGUUUUCGAUCGGAUGACUAUCUCAUGAUUUUUGCCUGGAUUCUGUCAUGUGUAUUGACAGGGGUGACUCUUGAAAUGCUGAAUCGGGGCUUGGGAAGACACAUGUGGGAUGUAUACGCAACGGACUACUCUCCAUGGUUUCUCAAGCUAAACAUGAUCUCGGCUAUUUUCUACUGCGCUGCCACCGGAUUUACUAAGGUCUCCGUUCUUAUAUUCUACGUUCGCAUCUUCCCGACCCGAACCUUUCACAUCUGCGUCUGGGCCAUCGCGGCCAUUGCGAUUCUAUACAAUGUGGCGAGUGUUUUCGCCAAUGUCUUUGGCUGCGACCCUAUUGCAAAAACUUGGGACAUAACAAUCACAAAAGGGAGCUGCAUGAACCGCCCGGUGUUCUACUUUGCCAAUGCCGGAUUGGGAAUUUUUACGGAUUUUGCGACGGUUCUUGUUCCGAUCCCUUGGCUGCGUCGGUUGCAGAUGCCUUUGCGUCAGAAAAUCGCCGUUGCCUUGAUCUUGGCAAUGGGAUGUUUCGUGGGAAUUGUUAGCUGCAUACGCCUAGCUACCCUUUACGACUUGCUCAAAAGCCCAGAUCUGACCUGGGCCACUACUGAUGCCCUAAUGUGGUGCACGAUCGAGCUGAACCUCGGCAUCACUGGAGGCUGCGUCACGGCCAUGCGUCCAUUCGUCCGCCGAUAUUUCCCCCGGUUGCUGGGCCUGUCAAGCGCCGAGAACUCGUCACGCUCGAGGAAGUACGCACAUCCUUUGGGAUCGAUUCCUCGCACGCAGCCGGACUUUGCGUCCCCGCGAGAUCACCAAUAUUCGACAACCGCCCAAGCUCAUAACGAUAGCGAAGAGCACAUUCUGGCGCCGUCUCCAGGCCCAAAAGAAGACGGGAUUUUACGGACCGUGAUGUUUGACAUUGAAAAUACCGGCCGAAGUUGA
Messenger RNA from Aspergillus melleus, 1110 nucleotides. RefSeq lists its product as uncharacterized. The coding region runs from base 1 to 1110 and encodes 369 amino acids. The record is from RefSeq and is a predicted model, not a curated record. The transcript is spliced from 8 exons. NCBI's taxonomy places the organism in Eukaryota, Fungi, Ascomycota, Eurotiomycetes, Eurotiales, Aspergillaceae.